Messenger RNA from Orbicella faveolata, 2903 nucleotides. Its product is annotated as major facilitator superfamily domain-containing protein 6-like. NCBI's taxonomy places the organism in Eukaryota, Metazoa, Cnidaria, Anthozoa, Scleractinia, Merulinidae. The record is from RefSeq and is a predicted model, not a curated record. Gene Ontology annotation, cellular component: membrane.
AUGAGUCUGUUUGCAGCCUCUCUUGAAAAAUACGCCUACUGAGUAAGACGAAUCGGCUAUUGAAUAUCCCAUUCAAAGCAACGCCAGACUUCAAAUAAACGUCGAGAGCGUUUAUUUAAAACUCGACCCAAAAGGCACGUCUUGUGUAGCUCUUUCGUUUUGUAGUACAUAUGGCGCUCAACUAAACCAGUAAGAAUUUGCAAUACCAAUGAGUCUUCAAAUCGUACACCUUUACCUUUUCCAACUUCAACGUAAAUUUUGACGAACAGAAAAUCAGUAGGGAGCUAGUACGUAAGCUAGGAACUUCAACAUUGUCUUCAAGUCAAGAAGGAUCAAUAUGGGGCUUCAUCGCGAUCGGUUACAACUGCCAGAUCUUUUUUAGUUUAAGGGAAUGAAAGUUAUGAAUUUAUUUGAAAAGUACAGGUGAGUCAAAUGAAGAAAUAGUCCACUAAUUGCAUCAAGAGCAUCGUGCUGGUACCAAAGAUGCUCAUGGGUUGAAAUCACGUUGGCUCCGGCGCUCCUUCUUUUUCAGUUUUCUGUUCAGUUGUUCACUUAUAACUGGUUUGCAAGUGCAUCCUCUCAAAUCUACAUUUUUUUUACGCGUUUGUUCAUCAGCAACUUGGACAGGACAGUUAUUAAGUUGGAGAUGUUCUCUUUCAGGCUGGUCAAAUCACUGUAAUGAUAGCAAUAUUCUUAGAUUCCAUAUCUGAGCUCUGUUUUCAAACAUCUGCGACCUUACAUGUAUUCCACAUGUUUGUUUCUUCCUUUUCGUCAUGUGAUUGACAACAGAGCCUGUAGGCCACCGGCAGGUUUUCCCUCCACCCGUAGUAUCAAGUCCCGGAUGUCACUUUGUCCAAGCGAGAGAUCUUCCUACUGAUCUCAUAGGAUAUUUCUGGUAGAGUAGCGUAACUUCUUUAUUUAAGGCUAAGACGUAUCUGGGUAAAUGGAACUAAAGCGUAAAAAGAGCGAAAAGGGACAUGUUGAAUUUGCUGAACAAAUGUGUGCCAAUUACAGCCACUCCACGAUUAAGAGAUUUAUCGCUCAACGAGAUGUCCACCUUGCGAGGGUUGACAAACCUCUUCUUGUUUUUAAAAUGUUCUUUUUCUUCGUGUACAGCUCAAUGGCAACAACGUUCCCUUUUCUGCCUUCAUACUUUCGACAGAUUGGUUUCUCCUCCUAUCAAGUACAAAUUCUCUGUUGGGUUCGGCCGUUUGUACAACUUCUUCUAAGUCCAUUAUGGGGCUUACUGGCGGAUCAUUGUUUACCUAAAAAAAUAAUCCUUCAGUUUUGUAGUUUUGUGUGGCUUAUUGGAACAAUUUCACUGGCGUUUGUUGAACCCACUGGACAGAUGUGUCAGUUGGUUUCUCUUAACCAAACUGACUCGACAGUCAUCAACUCUACAGUGAUGCAGACAGGAUUUUUCCGUCGAAGAAGAGCAACUGAGUACUUUACAUUACAAUCAAAGCUGAUUCCUAAGAAUCCCGUCGACAACUUAAGCAGUAAUGACUUAGUUGAGCGUGUCGAAAUAACGACUGGUUCUGGCUCGGGACUACUACAGGUAACUGAAAACGAUAUUUUAUCGGGAAGUGGAAAUGGAGAAUCUUUGGAUCAUAACAAAGAACUGAACGACACUAAUGUAAACAAGAAUCACAGCUUCCUCAUGUCAGCUUCGUCACACUUCACGGCUUCACAUCUUGGAUCAAAAUCCAAGAACUUGCCAAGUAUCAUCGAGUUAAAUUUUACCAUAAGAAACGAGCUGAGAGAAAACACUUCCCGUCUGUACCAUAUCUUUCUUGGAGCUUUAGCUCUUGUUGUUUUUGAGGAGAUAUUCUUCUGUCCAGUUUUCUUUGUAGCUGACGCUGUCUUACUCGCCAAGCAAACUGAGGAAGGAACGUGUGCGUACGGAUAUCAAAAGAUGUUUGGCUCAGUAGGUUUCCUAAUGUUCUUCUUAAUCACUGGAACACUAGUUAACAAUUCUCAGCGGCCUGUUUGUGGACACAUUUACGCGGACUAUAUAAUCAACUUUUGCUUUUUCUGUGUGCUUACAAUUGUGACAUUACUUGUUUUAAUCAAGUUUGAGGUACCGCAAAGAACAUCUGAAAAUUCUCCAUACGAAAGGCUUAAAACUAUAUAUUACACGAAGCAUCAUGGAACAUUUUUCGCGAGUGCGGCUUUCAUGGGCUUCUCACACACAGUUAUUUUAAACUUUCAUUCUUCAUAUCUCGCUGAGGCUAAAGUGGCACACGCGACGUUGGCUACAAUAAAUCUCUUUCGCUUUCUUGGCGAGCCUCUGGCUUUAUUUGUGAGCCACAAACUAAUAAACCAUAUUGGCAAUAUAAAUAUGAUAUUCUCCUCUCUCGUGUUGUACAUGUUUAAUCACUUUGCCUGCUCGUUUGUCACAAGCUGUUGGCAGAUUAUUCCACUUGGUUUCGUCGAAGGAUUCACAUUUGGAAAUUCAUUCGUGGUAUGUGUCACUUAUUUAGCACAUUCUUCGCCUCUGGAUUGCCUCUCAACCAUGCAAGGCGUUUUUCAGAGCAUCUACUGGGGCCUGGGUGGCAUUCUCGGCCUUGUGAUUGGGGGGAGCCUUAUCCGUGUAGCAGGGCCGACCAUUGCGUUUCGUCUAUUCACCGUGUUAGCUGUGACUUUUAUCGUGAUAUUCACUACAGGACUGACAUCUGUCAAUUUCCGAGACCGUAAUUACUACUCUGUGCUGCUGAAUACGUUUAAUAUCUGCAUAGAUACGAAAAAAACUGAACAAACCAAAAGUGGAAACGUAAAUAACACUUCAGAAGAGGACCAUUUCAAUGACCAGGAUACAGCCGUUUCUUUUUGCUUGGAUGCUGGGGCGAGUACUUCACAAAAAGAAGACUGGGGAAAGUAUUAGAGAAAACAGGCAAACAGUU